AUGAAAGGAUACGUUAAAGUUUUGGCUUUGGCGUGCUUAAUCGCCACGGCCCAGGCAGGAUUCUUGUUUGGUGGAGGCGGAGGAGGUGGAUAUGGUGGAGGAUACGGUGGGGGCUAUGGCGGCGGAGGAUGGGGUGGUGGCGGUGGUGGAUGGGGAGGCGGCUAUGGUGGUGGUGGAGGCGGCUAUGGCGGAGGUUCCCAUGUUACCGUUUACAAAAUUAUAACUCUAGGUGGAGGCGGAGGAGGUGGAUAUGGUGGAGGAUACGGUGGGGGCUAUGGCGGUGGCUACGGCGGAGGUUAUGGCGGUGGCGGCGGAGGCUAUGGUGGUGGCUACAGUGGAGGCUAUGGCGGCGGUGGAUGGGGUGGUGUCGGCGGCUAUGGAGGCGGUGGAGGCUAUGGUGGCGGUGGAGGCUAUGGGGGCGGCUAUGGCGGAGGAGGAGGUGGUGGUUGGAGUGGUGGCGGUGGCGGCGGCUGGGGAGGAUGGUCGAAAAAAUAA
Messenger RNA from Musca vetustissima, 495 nucleotides. RefSeq lists its product as uncharacterized. The transcript has 5 exons. Bases 1 to 495 code for a protein of 164 amino acids. The record is from RefSeq and is a predicted model, not a curated record. Lineage: Eukaryota; Metazoa; Arthropoda; Insecta; Diptera; Muscidae.